GUUUUGUGUUAUCCGAAAACUAUUUGACAGUUAAAGAUGGUGUUACCAGCGAAGACUAGUUUCGCACUCACAUACUCCCCACAUUUUCCAUCAUCUUCUUCUCUUCUCCCUCCACAAAUCUUCAACUUCAAACUCAAACUCAAACCCUCACCUUCUCUCACUCUCACGCGCCGCCUAAUACCACCCACAAUCGCAUGCGCCGUCGAGGAAAAAAACCAACCUAGCUCCAUACCCGAACCCGAUUCAGAAUCCGAACCUGGAUCUAAUCAGUCCGAAUUAGCAUCGGAAUUGAAGAAAGCGAUGCAAGAGAGGAAGGAGAAGGAAGGUGACAAUUUCUGGAACGGAGUGGUGAAAGAGAUCGGUGAAAUUGAGUGGCCGGAGUUUGGGAAGGUUUUGGGAACUACCGGUGUUGUUCUUAGUGUUAUCUUUGGUUCUAGCGUGGUUUUGCUCACUGUUAAUGCUGUUUUAGCUGAGCUUUCUGAUAAGGUUUUUGCAGGCAAAGGGAUUCAGGAUUUCUUCAGCUGAAUUGCUCCUCACUUUUUGACUGCAAAUGCGGCUGUAAUUGAGAUUGUGAAAUCAGUAGAAAGGAUAGAAUUCAGGUUAGUUGCUACUAUAUUAGAUAUUUGGUUUUAGUUGGAAAAUAUAGAUGUUUGAACUAUCGUCAGUCCUUUCGCAAUUGUUUUGCUCCGUGGUAUGAAUUCGGAUAGACAAUACCUAUCUAAAAAGUAUUCAGUACGUAAGAGGGUAUACAUAGUCGAUACGAUAAUUAGGUUUGUGGUAUGUUCAAAUAUAUAAUUAAAAUAGUUUAACUAUUUUGAAAUUGGAAGAGUAGUUGAAUUUAUACACGUUAGUCCCACGUUAGAAUAGAGCGAGAAAUAACAGGAUUGUCAAACAUAUGAUAUUUUCAUGAUUAUUCCUGUAUGUCAAUUCUAAAGGUUGUAAAGCUAUUUUCAUAGCAGUUACUUUCAAAAGAAGCUCUUAUUAGUUUCCUCAUGUCAAUAACAUGGUCAAUAAUAUGAUUGAAUAGCAGAAACAAGGCUUUUCUUUUGUGUUUAAAAUGCUGUAGUUCCUAUGCCUAAUUGUUAUCCAGUAUGUAGGGGAGUGGCAUAAAGUCUAGCAUUCAUUCUACUGUCUUAGUGACCCCCUUGCAAGCUCAAAAUUAUCUCUGUAAACAAUUUAAAAAUAUCCAUGCACAUGGACAAUGGAUUACCUACAUGUUAAUUUUGUGAAACGUUUUCUAUGCCAGAUUAUUUUUCAUUUAAUUUCCAUUUAGAAUACUUCUUCCUGCUUUUCGAAGAAUUUCCAUAUAUUGUUUUUUAAAGAAUAUAUGCACUGUGGAGAGAAACAAUUUUGUAAUGAUCUUUAUUUAUUUUCAAAAAAUGUGUACAUUCUAGAAUGAGACAGUUUUGAAAUGAAUUGAAUAUAUAUUCCAUGAAUUUUUUUCCGUACAUGUAAAACUGAGGAAAAACAGACAAGAAAAAGUUAUUUCAUGUUUCAAAUGACACAUCUUGCUUGUUCUCCUUUGCCAAAGCCAUUUGUGCUUCAAUGAUGAUUGAUUUCAGGAAGGGGAUUUUGAAGACUAACAAGGCUUCCCCACUAUGCAUUUUAGUCUGCCAGAAUUACGAGUAAGCAUUCCCACAAAAGUUCCAGGCCUAGCUUUGAUCAUGUCCUCUGUUGAGAAUGGUCUGUUAGUUAGCUCAGGUCCAGCUUGUCUGAAAAAUGCUCCGUUCAUGUAGACAUCGUUGAUUGAUCUCCACUGCCAGUUUUUCCACUCUUCUUCUGGUGAGUACUCCCUCUUUGUUAUCUUUAACACCAAAGUAAAAAAUAAUGUCAGACUUGGUUUUCAUUCUAGUUUCAAGAAUUUCAUUUUUAUUUCGUUGUUUUGUUCAAUCAUGUCAUUUGAAAAUACAAUCGAGGAGCAAAAUAGUAUUUUAUAGGAAAUUCUUUUAGAUUGCUUUUAAAGUAAGGAUGAAAUUAGUAGCUAUUACAUGAUAUGUCAAUAUUAAAAGUCUAACAAAUAAACGUGUUUACCAAGACAUGACUAUGACUUGUAAGGCAUAUAUUUGUAUGCUUAAGCAUGGCUCAUAAGUAGAUGCAUACCUCUUUAGCAUGACCGUUGUUAGAGGCUAUGAAUCGGUUACCCUCACUUAUAAUGGUAGGAUGUUUACUACCACCAAUAGCAUACAUUUCCCAGUGAGUAUAAUCAUUGUUAAGCACAUGGAUAAAACCAUAUCUACACCUUGGCAUCCUUUGGAUUAAUCUCUUACCAAAGUGGUUGAAUGCAAGUGUAAUCUGCAUUUUCUGAUCACCGUCAUAUCCAUCACUUGCACCAAACAACAUAACCUACACCACAUAUACACAAAUAAACAAAAAAAAAACCCAUAAUCAGGUAAAAAUUUUCAUUUCAAAUCGAAUAAUAAAAAAUCUUUAUAAGAAAAAACUUAUAAAAGAACACUACCAAAUUACUAAUUACCUCGUUGUGAUCUGUGAAAUGGCUAUUGGAGAUGGUAAUAGCGGUGGAUCCCAUGAUGACAUCAAUGAGUCCAUCUCUACAGUUUCUCAUAGAAACAUGGUCAAUCCAAACAUUACUGGAGCCAAAAAUUGAAAUUCCAUCACCAUCACUCAUAGUCCUUAGACCAAAGUGGUUCUCGGCAUCUCUAACAAGUCCCCCAGUUCCAAUCUGAAUGUCAAAAACUUUGAUCCCGUGGAUGAUCACAUUAUUGAUGAAUUGGAUAGUAAUACCAGCACCAUUAGUAAUGACAACAUCAACUCCUCGUCCAUCAAUGGUCUUAUCACUUGUCAUUAUGAGUUCCUGGCUGAGCCUAAUUUUCAUGCUACGGGCAAAUAUGAUCCACAAAGGUCCAUUUCUCGUAACUGCAUACCUAAGGGUACCUGGAUGUGGAUAAACCAUGUCAUUAUCUGAGGGGUCAGUUACCACAUAUAUAGGGCCAGCUUUUCCACCAGUUGUCUUCCUUCCAAAACCUUGCACACAAUCUGCAAGCUUCUUGCGGUUAUUUGCCCAGUUAGGAUCACACCUCCAACAACUGUCAAUGGGGUUUGUAGCCAUACAUGGACCGCCAUUGGCUAGUUUUUUUCCCAUAAGAUUCCUUCUUCCUUUAUUGCCGUCAUUUAUCAUUCUGUUGAUCAAAUCCAUGAAUAUUAAAAUAUGACAUAUCACACUUAUAAUUAAUUCAUUGAGAAAAACAGAGAAACAUGUAAUAUAUAAUAGUCAUUGAAUAGAACCAUAUUUAAGGGUUUGAUUUGUUUGAGAUAAUGUUUCCUGUUUCCAUUUUAUUUUAUUUUAUUUUAUAUAAAAUUGCAAAAUUGUCUUCUUGCUUUCACUAUGCUUCGUGGUUUCAAAGUUUAUGCAAGUAUAUAAAGAAACCAAGGAGGCUAUUUUGCAAUUAGAACAAAUUUUUUGAAAUAAAAAUGAAAAAUAAUUUCUGAAACAAAACAUGGCUUAAAAUUUCUUCCAUGAAAUAAAACAUAUUGGUAAAUAUGGUUAUUGGCACAAGUCUCACUCUCUAACACUAGAAGUCAUGUUUCCGGAUACUGCAUAAGGGUCAGGAGUAUAAGCUUUGUCGUUUUUCUUUUGAGCACUUGCUGCUUUUGCCCGCCAAUAUGUAUCAUUAAUCGAUGGAAAUACAUUAUCCCAAUAUCCGUCUUGCUCUUUGACACUAGCAUGCACUAAUGUCGGUAUGAUUACCACAAAAAUAGUCAGAAGGAAGAGGUGGUAUAAUUUUGCCAUAAUGGUUCUCCGCUAAAUGGGAAGAACCCUCUUCCUUCCUCAAAAAAAGGUAAUCAAACCGUUUCAAUUGAAGAACCCUCUUUCUUUCUUAAAAAAAAAAGGUAAUCAAACAGUUUCAGUAUUGACAGUUAUUAUUUAUAUACAUAUCAUGACAGAAAUAGAUAUAUUUAGAAGCCAAAUUAAGAUGACUCUUUUUUUAAGAAUAACAAUUAAUUUCUGUCGAUGAGUAUAUUUAGUGAUGAAAACUUGCAGGGUUACUAGCUUUCUAUAUAUAGAAUACACUAUUAAUUUCUUUGUCAUAAUAGCCAUCUAGGAAAAAAAAAAAGGAUAUUGGUAAUUUUCCCACCACCAAAAUAGUAGUGAAUCUUACUAUACACAUUCUACUCUCAUUUUUAUUGCUUGAUCCUCCUUGACAAGUGGAAGACCAUUCUCAUAUAAACCAUUCAGUUUAAUUUAUCCCAUACAGAGUAGAAACAACAUGGAAUUAGCAACCUAAUUAGAGUUUAUUUUAUGAAUAUUUUUGCAAUACCAUUGCAUAAUAGGGUGGUGGAUGAUUAACCAUAUCAUGAGAACAAACCAAAUAUUUUUUUUUUGGUUUUGAUUUAUAACCAAACCAUUUAUAUAAAACCAUAUUACCAUUGUCAAAUGGUUUUAAAGUAGUUCAUAUCCUGUUUAAAACUAUAUUUUUUUUAUAAACUAAUUUUCAUGCAUUUAUAUAUUUAUAACUUGUAUCAGUUUUAAGAUGAUUAGUUUAAAUUUCUUGAGCAAGACACUCUUACAUCUUGUCUUACAUCUUCAGUUAUUCAACAUUAUUUACCAUCUAGAGUAGAAUCAAGCCCAAAAAAGAUGUUCUUAUAGGAAGAAAAAAAGUAUAAAAUAGAAAAAAAAUCAAAAGAAUAUUAUAUUGAAUAAUAAAAGUUCAAUAUAUUUUUCAAAGGAUUAUUGAAAAAUAUGGAACCAAAAGUCAUCUUACCGAAUAACCAAAAUCAAUAUUCUACGCAAAAAAAAAAAAAAAAAAACUUUGGUACUCAUGAAUUUUAGUUGGGUACCGGUACCUUUAGUGUAAAUUGAUUUAAAUUUUAUUUUUUAAAAAAUAAAAUAAAACAACAAGGUGAUGUGGCAUUGAAUAUUAAUAUUUGAUUGGACAAAGGUAUUGGUACCCAACUAAAUUCAAGGAUACCGGAGUGUUCAUCAAAAUAAAAACCAAAACAAAAGUUAAGAUGAUAAAAAGAGAGAUAUAAGGUAUGCAAUUCAGUUUUCUUUUUAAAAAUGAUUUUAGCAUUAUAUAUUUUUUGAUUAAGUUUUUUUUAAUAAUUUAUGAAAAAAAGCUUUAAAUAAAAAAUUGUUUUAAAUUAAUUUUUUUUAAGAUGCUAGAUAUUUUAAAUAUUUCAUCUUUUUACUAUAAUUUUUUUUAAUAUCAUAAUUUUAAAAAAUUAUUUAAAUUUGAAUUUAUUAUGAAUAACUUUUUAUAAAAUUAUUUUUGAAAAAUAUUUUUUUGAAAAAUUAUGUGAUUUUUUAUAAUGUUUUAAUUUUUAAUAACAUAUAUUUAUAUUACUGAUGUUAAAAUUAACUUUUUAAUUUAUAAAAAUAAGUGUUUAAUUCUUUAUAAAAAUAUUUUUUUUGAAAAUAUAAUUUUUUUUCUAAAGCAAUGGUCUAUAAUUCAAAAGCACAGACGAUAAUAAAAUUUUAUUAAGGGGCAUGAAAUAGCAAUAUAAAUAUAAACUUAUUAAAAUAUUAAAUAUUAAAAAGAUAAGCAAAGUCAAAAAUUCAAAAUUAGAGAAACUCUACCCCACUCCUAAGGUCUCUUAUCCACCAUGCGCGUUGCUAAAAAUGUCUUUCUACUUUCGUAGAUGUAUCUCUAGAAUACUUUUUUGGGUUAAGUAUAUUUUUGGUCCCUAUAAAAUUAUAAAAAUUUGUUUUUAGUCCCUAUUAAAAAAUGACAUGUUUUAGUCCCUACAAAAUUAUUAUGCACGUAGUUUUAGUCCCUACUGUUGAACCGAUAUGUAUUCUUGAAUGAUUAUUUUACAGACAUGUUUAGAACAUUAUAAAAAGUUUCUCGAAAAAAAAGAAACUCAAAAUUUAAUUUCUAAGUCAAGAUUUGCAUGAAUUUUGUCAUUAUAUUUUAAAAUUAAAAAAAUUCAUAUUUAAUUAUUUUUAUUUUAAAAAAUUCUAUAAUUCUGUAAAGAAACAUUUUGUAGUACUUUAAACAUGUCUGAAAAAUAUUAUUGAAAAAUUUAAAAAUUUAAGAGUAAUUAAACAAUUUUCAAAAUUUUAAAAAAUAGCAGGGACUAAAACUGAAUGCAUAAAAUUUUUGUAGGGACUAAAAUAUGUCAUUUUAUUUUAAUAGGGACUAAAAAUAAAAUUUGAGAUAUUUACAGGGAUCAAAAACAUACUUAACCCUACUUUUUUUUAUUCAAAGUUAUAUUGUUCAAUAGGGUGCAUCUACGGAAGCAUUUUAUGUUAAUCUCAAGCCAGACUCUUCUCCUCCUUCAUUCUGAACAUUUUUAACCUUCAAACUCCAACUUCUCAACCUUAAAAAUCAAAUUUUCACCAAACUUAAUUAUUUUCUCUCGAGUUCGGCAGUAAACAUCAACAUCAAUGAUCAAUCAAUUCUGACUCGUUCAAAACUCAAUUUAAUCGGUAAGUUUUAGAGUUUUUGAGAGAAUUUUUGAGUAUUUUCCGUAAUAGAGUUAGAUUCAAUUUUAGGUAUAAAAUCAUUAGACAGUGUUAGAAACAUAGUUUAGAGACAAUGUAUGUAUUGUUUGUUGUGUCAUGUAAUAUAGUGAACUGACUUUAUUUGAAAUAUGCAGAUAGCAAGAGUCGCCACCGACUUUUAUUUUAUCCAAAUUAAUCAGAAAGGCUAAAAGAACAGGAAAAACCUUUUUUAAAAGAAACUGAGUACGGGGGGUAAUUUAUGCAAAGGGAAGGUGUAAGACACCCUUUGCAUUAAUGGUUAUCCAUGGGCUCUUAAUUGCUUUGCUCUUUGAAGAAAAAGUGUAGAAAUAAAAUAAGACUUUAGCUUGUAAAUAAGCGUAGCUUUUUGAAAGUAUUUUUGAGAAAAGGGUAGAAAAAGAUUUUAGCCAGAGCAAGGCAAUUAGGAGCAAUUACCUUAAUAUGUGUAGAAAAGAUCUUUUAGCCUUUCAGGGCUAUCCCUGCCAUAGGAGGGCAAGGAAGUCCUUUGAUUUGGAGGUUGAAGGGUCGUCGCAUUAUCGUUCGCCAUAAGACUGUCUCAUGCCAUAGAGAGGCAGGUAGUCUAAGGGAAGGAUUAUAAUAGCCUUUCGCUUAGGCAACCAGAGGAUACCUCAACCCUUCGUAGGCAACUCCCGAGGGACGAGAUCAUAAUUAAUGUAUCAUAGGCAGCAUCAUUAGGGACUUAUGAUCUUUGCAUUAGUCGAUGCAACAUGGCUGAGGUAUCCUCGUAUUCGAGGGACAAGGCUAUUCUGUAAAAAACACAAGGCAACAAGGCAACAGGCAACGAGAGAGGUUACCAAAAAAGAGUGUGUGGGUGCAACAAUCAUGUGAUUAAUUCAAAAAUUUUAUCUUAUAAUUAGUGAUGCUAAUUCAGUUCAAGGCUUGCACUCCCUAGGAUUACUAACCACGCAAUAAUAUGGGGAAGGGGAAAAAGAAACCAGCGGAUCAAUAGUGCAAUAGGUUUGACAUAAAUAAUAAUCAAAACAAAAAAAAACAAAGGAGGUUAGAUUUUAGGGUUACUGACUAUUGAGCUUUGACGGCUAGCAAACCCUGAAAAUUGGAAAAGGGAGAAAUAAAUAGAAAGUAGUGAGUGCAUUAUCAAUUCAAAUGACAAUUAGGGCUAAACCUAAUUUGAUAAAAGAGGGCAAAAUAAAUACUUAAACAUAAAAUAAGACUUAGCUUUUGAUUUGAUCUGAUAUGGUUCGUAGUCGGAGGUAGCCUCGAGGUUAACCCUGAAAAAUGGGCAAAAAUAGGCAAAAUACGUGAGUGCAAAAGAGUCCAUUGACUUUCGAGGUUUUAGCCCUAAUAACAAUUUUAUAAUGCAAAUAAAUAUUUAAAUGGUAAAAAUAAAAGGGAUAAAGUCGGGACUUAGCUUCGUAAGAGGCGUGGCACGUUGUCGGAAGAUGUUUAAUAAUAAUCCUGAAAAGAAAAGCACAAAGAAAUAUUUUUUAGUGUAUGGCAAAUUCUUGUAAAUAUUAAAUCGAGUGCAAAUUGACUAAAAAUCGAAUUUAAUUAAUUAUUGGUUUUUCAACCUAAUUAAUUAAAUCGAAGGAAAACAAAUUUCGAUUAAAUAUAAAUUACUUAUGAUUUUAUGAAAUUAUAUGAAUUUAAGAAACCAAUUAAAAAAAAAUUAAAUAAACAAAAUAAAAGUUAUAUUAUAAAUAAAAAUAAAAGUUUUAUUAUAUAUAUAUAUAUAUAUAUAUAUAUAUAUAUAUAUAUAUAUAUAUAUAAAUAAAUAAAAUCCGGUUUAUAUAAAAUAAAAAAUUUAAAAAAACUUAACUUGGGAUCUGGUGUGGUAAGCUGAUGAGAGACCACAAUGUGCCUGCGCGUUCUGUGCUCUUUGAUCCACGUUUAGGAGAGAUCUCGUGGCUGGAUCGUGAGGGUGUAUGAUGAACUCUUGUAGACCACGCACACUGGAUCUACAAAUAAGCCUUAAUGCAGAAAAUAAGCAAAUUAAUUGCAUGGGGCCGGAAUCGAUCCAUCCCCCCAUGCUUGAGAAUCUAAGACGCGCUCCACUAAGGCACUUCCCAUUCGCUGUCAAACAAACAACCAACAAAGGAUAUGAAUGAUAAAAUUAGCAUUUAAAUUGAAUUUUGCGCGCCCAACAUUCAUCUUCUUCGCUGGGAUUCUAAAAGAAAAGGCAACACUUUUGCCUACUCCUCCCUUGCGUUGCUAUAGCCCUGGUCAUUUAAAAAUCAUGAAAUACGCAACAUAAAUUUGUUAUAAUACCAUAAAACAACUGGAAAUUACCCUACGAACACGAAUGUACUCUUAAUUUCGUCCAAUUUUCCUUGUAUUCGGAGUCCCCAAUUCAAAGCUCAAGAGCCCUAAAUAUGGUGAAACCUUGUACCUGCACUCAAACUUCAAUUAACCCAUUCCUAAAGCUUCGCAACGUCAUUAUUAACACAUACAUACAAUCAAUUUAUGCCAAUUAUGCAAGAAUUUUUGAAAUCGAUGUAGAAGAAAAUUCAACCAAACCGUGCAUACUAUAUCGUGAUUCUGAGCGUAUUGUUUAAUGACGACGAUAUGGUUGAAGGAUAGAAAAACACUUAGAAAGGGGGGGUUUGAAUAAGUGUGUCUUUAAAACUUGACAGAUAAAAAUAAAUUGCACAGUUAUUUUUAUCCUGGUUCGUUGUUAACUAAACUACUCCAGUCCACCCCCGCAGAGAUGAUUUACCUCAACUGAGGAUUUAAUCCACUAAUCGCACGGAUUACAAUGGUUUUCCACUUAGUCAGCAACUAAGUCUUCCAGAGUCUUCUGAUCACACACUGAUCACUCCAGGAACAACUGCUUAGACACACUCUAAGACUUUUCUAGAGUAUACAGAUCCACACGAUCACUCUAGUUACAAUCUGCUUAGAUCACUUCUAAGACUUCCUAGAGUAUUCUGAUCCACACGAUCACUCUAGUUCCUUACAACUUAAUGUAAUCAAUUCUAAGAGUUACAAAUGCUUCUUAAAAGCUAUAAUCACAAACUGUGAUAUUUCUCUUAAUCGUUUAAGCUUAAUCUCACUAAAAUAUUACAAAAGCAAUGUAGUGAGCUUUGAUGAAGAUGAAGAUUCUGAGCUUUGAUUUGAACAGCGUUUCAGCAAGUUAAUAUGAGUUGUUUUGGAGUAGAAUCGUUAACCUUGCUUCUCAUCAGAACUUCAUAUUUAUAGGCGUUGGAGAAGAUGACCGUUGAACGCAUUUAAUGCUUUGCGUGUUCCGUACAGCAUCGCAUUUAAUGUUUAUACGCUUUUGUCAACUACCUCGAGCCUUGUUCACGCUGUGUCUACUGACGUAGCCUUUAGUAGCUUUUAACGUUCCUUUUGUCAGUCAGCGUAGCUUGCCACUUGUACUUUCUUCUGAUUCUGAUGUUUGUGAAUACAACGUUUGAAUAUCAUCAGAGUCAAACAGCUUGGUGCACAGCAUCUUCUGAUCUUCUGACCUUGAAGUGCUUCUGAGCGUGAUACCAUCAGAACUUCAGUGCUUCUGAUCUCUUGUUCUUCUGAUGCUUCCAUAGACCCAUGUUCUGAUUCUGCUUCGACCAUCUUCUGAUGUCUUGCCAGACCAUGUUCUGAUGUUGCAUGCUGAACCCUUGAGACAAAGCUUCUGAGCGCUGAAUUAUGCGUACUCUUUAUAUAUUUCCUGAAAAGGAAAUUGCAUUGGAUUAGAGUACCAUAUUAUCUUAAGCAAAAUUCAUAUUAUUGUUAUCAUCAAAACUAAGAUAAUUGAUCAGAACAAAUCUUGUUCUAACAAUCUCCCCCUUUUUGAUGAUGACAAAAACAUAUAUAAAUGAUAUGAAUUUGCGAUCAGAAAGAACAGACGGCAAAAGACAAAUUACACAGCUAUAGCAUAAGCAUAUGAAUAGGUCUCCCCCUGAGAUUAACAAUCUCCCCCUGAGAUAAAUAAUCUCCCCCUGAAAUAAAUACUCGAAGAACUUUAAUAAAAGACUUCCCUGAUUAUUUCGGUAGAGACGAUCAUAUAAGCUUUUGUCUUCAGAGAAUUCAUAGCUUCUGACUUCUGCUUCCAUUGGACAGCUUCAGAACUAGAAUUUCUUUAGAUCCCUAGAACACUCACAGCUUCUGAUUCCUGCUUCCAUCUAGGACAGCUUCAGAACUUGAAUUUCUUUGAUCUUCUGAACAUUCACAGCUUCUGACUUCUGCUUCCAUCUAGGACAGCUUCAGAACUUGAAUUUCUUUGAUCUUCUGAACAUUCACAGCUUCUGAUUUCUGCUUCCAUUUAGGACAGCUUCAGAACUUGAGUUUUCUGGAUCUUUGGAACAUUCACAGCUUCUGAUUUCUGCUUCCCUCGGAUAGCUUCAGAGCUUUGAAUUUCUACCAACAUCACUUCAUGCUAGAUUUGUAUCAGAACAUUGUUGAAUGUACCAGAGCAUCAUCAGAGCAUCUCUACAUCCUGAAAUGUUACAGAACAAAAAACUAAACGACAAAAGUCAGCAUGAACGAGUCAGAACAUAAAAUGUAUAUUAGAACACAUUAUAUGUAUCAGAGCCAUAUAGGCUAAAAUAAUGUAUUAGAGCAAAUAGAAUUUUGUUAGAUCAACUAAACAAAUAUGGAUCAAAUUCUAUUAUCCUUGCUUCUGAUUCCUGAAGCUUGAUAGCACUCAGCUUGCUUCAGUCUCCAUGAGUUUAUUCUUUUUACAGAAUAACACUUCUUAUGGUUUUGCUUCUUGUGUUUGCUUUGAAGAUUCUACUUCACUUCAUUAUACCUGCAAAACACUUAAACAAUAUAGAACUAGCAAGUUCUUGUUAGUAAAUGUGUGGGAGCUUUACCCAGCAACUGAUAGAUUAAUCAAAUCAUUUAUCAUUUAUCUUCUCCCCCUUUUUGUCAUAACAUCAAAAAGAAUAUAUCAAAAGAUUCAGAUGUAAAACGACAAAUAAAAACACUGGAAUGUAAAAACAAAGAAACUUUUCAUUGAUAAUGAAAGAUAUUACAAAAAGUUCUUAUGUUUAACAAGCAGAUGCAACAAGGAAAGAAAACUCCUAAGACCAAAAAACCCAAGACCCUAGCUAAGACAGAAUCUGCGCCAGCAUGCCAUGAAGAAGUGAAGCGCAUCAUUGACUGCUUCUUGGGCUUCCAGGCGAGGGGUCAGGGAGACUUGGUUCUGAUGCAGAUCUUCCACAAUCUUUAUCAGAGACCACAUUCUCAGCAGGUGAGGAUGAGGAGACUUCUUUGGAAUGGGAUGAGGGAGAGGAAAGGUUAGAUGAGGAGGAAGUUGAGUCUAGAAGGAAACAAGAUGAGGAAGAAGAUGGAGAUGAUGGAGGGCUUUCACCAGGAGGUUGAAACACUCGUCUAGAAUAGUUUCCAGAUAUCAUUGCUUCGAAUGAAUUCACCUUGAGAGGGUCAUAGGUGAUCUUUAUCUUUUUGGGUUUGGAAGGAGAUGUUUCAACAGCUUUUCUCUUUUUGUGUUGAUCAUUUUCAUGGUUUCCUGGGUUUGAUGAAGGGUUCAUGAUGAAUUUUCAGAUAAUGAACAGCUAGGGUUUAUGAUAAAUGCAAAAAGAUAGAGAAGGAAAACAAGGACAGAGUGUAGAAAAUAUGGGAUGAAAGGAGAAGCGUUUGAAGAGUAUUUAAAGGAAAAUAAAAUGAAACAAAUGAUGGAUAGCAUUUAAUGUUACGUGACGGAGGAGAGAUAAUAAUGACAAAAGACGUGACUAGCACAAUUACCUAUGGUCGGCGUCCCUUCAACUGCACGCGCGCUUAUCCAUGAAUAGUAACGACAGGUUUACCAUCCCGAGACAAAACGUUACAGCUGUUUUGCUUUAAAAGAGGUUCUGAAUCAACUUAGACAAUGAAACGUUAGUAAUAACCGAAUCAUAAUUUCUAAAAGAUUUCAAUCAGAACUUCUGAUUUAAAAAGAAAUCCACAUUCAUUUCAGAAGAUACUCAUACAUGAGAACUUCUCAUCUUCUCAUUCUGGGCAUAAAUCCAUACUGAUGUUCUUCAGAAUGAACUUAAACCUAUCUUCAGCCAGGGGUUUUGUAAAGAUAUCAGCCCAUUGAUGGUCUGUAUCUACAAAGUUUAAAGAUAUAACACCCUUCUGAACAUAGUCCCUUAUGAAAUGAUGUUUAAUCUCAAUAUGUUUAGCUUUUGAAUGAAGAAUAGGAUUCUUAGAUAAACAUAUAGCAGAAGUAUUAUCACAGAAUAUAGGAAUGUUACUCUCAAAUAUCUGAUAAUCUUCUAGCUGACUCUUCAUCCAGAGCAUCUGUGUACUGCAACCAGCAGCAGCGACAUAUUCUGCUUCUGUUGUUGAUAGAGCUAUAGUUGCUUGCUUCUUGCUAUACCAAGAGAUCAAAUGACUUCCAAGAAAUUGGCAACUUCCUGAAGUACUCUUUCUUUCAAUUCUGUCUCCAGCAUAGUCAGCAUCACAGAAUCCUACUAAGUUGUAUUCUUUAGAUUUUCUGUAAACUAAGCCAACAUUAGUAGUACCUUUCAGAUACCUUAGAAUUCUCUUAACAGCAGUUAAAUGAGAUUCUCUAGGAUCUGAUUGGAAUCUAGCACACAAACAAACACUGAACAGAAUGUCAGGUCUAGAAGCAGUCAAAUAUAGAAGAGAUCCAAUCAUACCUCUGUAUAACUUCUGAUCUACCUUCUUACUUACCUCAUCCUUACCUAGGAUGCACGUUGGAUGCAUAGGAGUUUUGGCUUCUUUGCAGUCUAGAAGAUUAAACUUCUUCAGAAGUUCCUUCACAUACUUGGUUUGGUGAACAUACGUUCCUUCUGAUGUUUGAUUUAUUUGUAUUCCAAGGAAAUACUUGAGUUCUCCCAUCAUGCUCAUUUCAAACUCAGCCUGCAUAGACUCAGCAAACUCCUUUCCAAGUGUAGCAUUAGAUGUUCCAAAAAUAAUAUCAUCUACAUAUAUUUGACAAAUUAAAAUAUCCUUUUUAAAGGUUUUACAAAAGAGAGUAGUAUCCACUUUUCCUCUAGUGAAACCAUUAUCCAGAAGGAAAGAACUUAAGCGUUCAUACCAAGCUCUAGGAGCCUGUUUCAAUCCAUACAAUGAUUUCUUUAGUUUAAAAACAUGAUUCGGAGACAUAGAGUCUUCAAAACCAGGAGGUUGAUGGACAUAAACUUCUUCAUCUAUAUAACCAUUUAAGAAGGCACUCUUAACAUCCAUCUGAUAGAGAGUAAUGUUAUGUUGAGUGGCAAAUGAAAUUAAUAGACGAAUAGAUUCUAACCUGGCCACUGGUGCAAAGGUUUCUGUAUAGUCAAUCCCUUCUUGCUGACUAUAACCCUGAGCCACCAGUCUGGCUUUGUUUCUUACCACUUCACCCUUCUCACUGAGCUUGUUUCUGAAGACCCACUUAGUACCGAUUAUAUUGAAUCCAUCUGGUCUAGGAACAAGAUCCCAAACAUCAUUCCUUGUAAACUGAUUCAGUUCUUCUUGCAUAGCAAUUAUCCAGUCUGGAUCUUCUAGAGCAUGAUCAACAGAAGUUGGCUCGAUCAAAGAUACAAGACCUAAUUGACAGUCUGCAUUGUUCUUAAGGAAUGCUCUUGUUCUGAUAGGAUCAUCCUUCUUUCCAAGAAUGACAUCUUCUGAAUGAUCAGAGAUGAGUCUGGAUGAUCUUCUGACAGGUGGUUCCUCAGAAAUGCUUAGAUUCUCCAGAGAAGCUGAUACUUGAUCUUCCGAUUCUUUGCUUCUGAGAAGCUCUGCUUCUGAUGCGUUGCUUCUUGGCUCAACAACUUCUGAUAUGUCAAUAUCACAAUCUGCAAAAUUAUCAACCUGCUUUGGUUUUUCAGAACCAAGCUUAUCAUCAAACCUGAUAUUGAUUGAUUCUUCUACAAUCAAUGUUUCAGUAUUGUAUACUCUGUAGCCUUUUGAGCGUUCAGAAUAUCCAAGAAGAAAACAUUUUUGUGCUUUGGAAUCAAACUUGCCAAGAUGAUCUUUAGUGUUCAGAAUAAAGCAUACACAUCCAAAAGGAUGGAAAUAAGAGAUGUUAGGCUUUCUAUUCUUCCACAAUUCAUAAGGAGUCUUAUUUAGAAUAGGUCUGAUAGAGAUUCUAUUCUGAAUAUAACAUGCAGUGUUUAUUGCUUCUGCCCAGAAAUGCUUAGCCAUAUUGGUUUCAUUGAUCAUGUUUCUGGCCAUUUCUUGCAGAGUCCUAUUCUUUCGUUCUACAACUCCAUUUUGCUGUGGAGUUCUAGGACAAGAGAAAUCAUGGGCAAUACCAUUUUCUUUGAAGAAUUCUUCAAAGAAUCUGUUCUCAAAUUCACCACCAUGAUCACUUCUCACCUUUAUGAUUUUACACUCUUUUUCAGAUUGAAUCUGAAUGCAGAAAUCAAAGAACACUGAAUGAGACUCAUCCUUGUGUUUCAAGAAUUUUACCCAUGUCCAGCGGCUAUAAUCAUCUACGAUGACUAAUCCAUAUUUCUUCCCUCUGACAGAUGCUGUUUUGACUGGGCCAAACAGAUCAAUGUGCAAGAGUUCUAAUGGCCUUGAGGUAGAAACAACAUUCUUGGACUUGAAUGCAGGUUUGGAGAACUUGCCCUUCUGACAUGCUUCACAGAGAGCAUCUGAUUUGAAUUUCAGAUUAGGGAGUCCUCUGACAAGAUUCAGUUUGUUAAUCUGAGAAAUCUUUCUCAAACUAGCAUGACCUAAUCUUCUGUGCCAGACCCACUGCUCUUCAGAAACAGACAUAAGACAAGUCACCUUCUGACUCAUAAGAUCUUGCAGAUCUGUCUUAUAAAUGUUGUUCUUCCUCUUGCCUGUAAAUAGGAUUGAGCCAUCCUUCUGAUUUACAGCUUUGCAAGACUCUUGAUUAAAGAUUAUAUCAUAACCAUUGUCACUCAAUUGACUGAUAGAUAAGAGGUUAUGUGUUAAUCCUUCUACAAGAAGUACAUUAGAAAUGGAAGGAGAGUUACCGGACUUUAUAGUUCCAGAGCCAAUUAUCUUGCCCUUCUGAUUUCCUCCAAACUUGACUUCUCCUCCAGACUUAAGCACCAGGUCUUGGAACAUAGACCUUCUUCCUGUCAUGUGUCGUGAGCAUCCAGAGUCCAGGUACCAUGACAUGUUGUGCUUUGUCCUUUUUGCAGUCAAGGAUAUCUGCAAUAGGAAUAAUCUUAUCCUUAGGUACCCACAUCUUUUUGGGUCCUUUCUUGUUAGAUUUUCUCAAGUUCUGAUUGAACUUGGGUUUAACAUUGUAAGCAAUAGGAGGAACAGCAUGAUAAUUCUUAAUGUGAGUUUCAUGAUAUUUCCUAGGUUGUGUCACAUGCUUCUUAGUGUGUGUUAUGUGAAAACUUUGAGCAUGUGAAGUGUGCCUAAUAUCAUGGGAGUGGCCAUACUUGAACUGAUCAUACAAUGGCUUGUAUGUGAAUUUCAUUUCAUCAACAGGUUCAAGUUUGUAUGGGGUUUCACCCUCAAAACCAAUGCCAACUCUUUUGUUUCCAGACACAGCAUAUAUCAUAGAAGCUAGCUGACUUCUGCCAAUACUUCUAGAUAAGAACUUCCUGAAACUUAAAUCAUAUUCUUUCAGAAUAUGGUUUAGACUGGGAGUGGAUUUUUCUGAAUCAGAAGGAGAUCCAACAUUAUUGGAUAAUUUUAAAAGUUUUUCUUUUAAUUCAGAAUUCUCCAACUCAAGCUUCUUUGUUUCAGAUUCAAAUAGCUUUUUCAGCUUUUUUUAUUUGAGACUGAUUUGAGACUUGAGUUCCAGAAGUUCAGUUAGACCGGAAACUAACUCAUCUCUAGUAAGUUCAGAAAAUACCUCUUCAGAAUCUGAUUCUGAUGUAGAUUCUGAUCCGUCAUCUUCUGACGCCAUCAGCGCACAGUUGGCCUGCUCAUCUUCAGAGUCUGAAUCAUCUUCUGACUCAUCCCAGGUUGCCAUAAGACUUUUCUUCUUAUGAAACUUCUUCUUGGGAUUCUCCUUCUGAAGAUUUGGACAUUCAUUCUUGAAGUGUCCAGGCUCAUUGCAUUCAUAGCACAUGACCUUCUUCUUGUCAAAUCUCCUGUCAUCAGAAGAUUCUCCACGUUCAAAUUUCUUUGAACUUCUGAAGCCUCUGAACUUCCUUUUCUUGGUCUUCCAGAGUUGAUUUAGCCUUCUGGAGAUCAAGGACAGUUCAUCUUCUUCUUCAGAUUCUGAUUCUUCAGGAUCUUCUUCUCUAGCCUGAAAAGCGUUAGUGCAUUUCUUGAUAUUUGAUUUUAAUGCAAUAGACUUACCUUUCUUUUGAGGCUCAUUUGCGUCCAGCUCUAUUUCAUGACUUCUCAAGGCACUGAUAAGCUCUUCCAGAGAAACUUCAUUCAGAUUCUUUGCAAUCUUGAAUGCAGUCACCAUAGGACCCCAUCUUCUGGGUAAGCUUCUGAUAAUCUUCUUUACGUGAUCAGCCUUGGUGUAUCCCUUGUCAAGAACUCUCAAUCCAGCAGUAAGAGUUUGAAAUCUUGAAAACAUCUUUUCAAUGUCUUCAUCAUCCUCCAUCUUGAAGGCUUCAUACUUCUGGAUUAAAGCUAGAGCUUUAGUCUCCUUGACUUGAGCAUUUCCUUCAUGAGUCAUUUUCAAGGACUCAUAUAUGUCAUAGGCCGUUUCCCUGUUAGAUAUCUUCUCAUACUCAGCAUGAGAGAUAGCAUUCAGCAAAACAGUUCUGCAUUUAUGAUGAUUCCUGAAGAGCUUCUUCUGAUCAUCAUUCAUUUCUUGCCUUGUCAGCUUUACGCCUCUGGCAUUUACUGGAUGUUUGUAACCAUCCAUCAGAAGAUCCCAUAGAUCACCAUCUAGACCAAGAAAGUAACUUUCCAGUUUAUCUUUCCAGUAUUCAAAGUUUUCACCAUCAAAUACCGGCGGUCUAGUAUAACCAUUGUUACCGUUGUAUUGCUCAGCAGAGCCAGAUGUAGAUGCAGGUGUAGGUGUAGACUUUUCACUUUCAUCAACCAUCUUUUACUGAAGCGUUUUUCUCUUCCUGAAUCUUUUCUAAACACGGUUAAGUGCUUGCACCUUAGAACCGGCGCUCUGAUACCAAUUGAAGGAUAGAAAAACACUUAGAAAGGGGGGGUUUGAAUAAGUGUGUCUUUAAAACUUGACAGAUAAAAAUAAAUUGCACAGUUAUUUUUAUCCUGGUUCGUUGUUAACUAAACUACUCCAGUCCACCCCCGCAGAGAUGAUUUACCUCAACUGAGGAUUUAAUCCACUAAUCGCACGGAUUACAAUGGUUUUCCACUUAGUCAGCAACUAAGUCUUCCAGAGUCUUCUGAUCACACACUGAUCACUCCAGGAACAACUGCUUAGACACACUCUAAGACUUUUCUAGAGUAUACAGAUCCACACGAUCACUCUAGUUACAAUCUGCUUAGAUCACUUCUAAGACUUCCUAGAGUAUUCUGAUCCACACGAUCACUCUAGUUCCUUACAACUUAAUGUAAUCAAUUCUAAGAGUUACAAAUGCUUCUUAAAAGCUAUAAUCACAAACUGUGAUAUUUCUCUUAAUCGUUUAAGCUUAAUCUCACUAAAAUAUUACAAAAGCAAUGUAGUGAGCUUUGAUGAAGAUGAAGAUUCUGAGCUUUGAUUUGAACAGCGUUUCAGCAAGUUAAUAUGAGUUGUUUUGGAGUAGAAUCGUUAACCUUGCUUCUCAUCAGAACUUCAUAUUUAUAGGCGUUGGAGAAGAUGACCGUUGAACGCAUUUAAUGCUUUGCGUGUUCCGUACAGCAUUGCAUUUAAUGUUUAUACGCUUUUGUCAACUACCUCGAGCCUUGUUCACGCUGUGUCUACUGACGUAGCCUUUAGUAGCUUUUAACGUUCCUUUUGUCAGUCAGCGUAGCUUGCCACUUGUACUUUCUUCUGAUUCUGAUGUUUGUGAAUACAACGUUUGAAUAUCAUCAGAGUCAAACAGCUUGGUGCACAGCAUCUUCUGAUCUUCUGACCUUGAAGUGCUUCUGAGCGUGAUACCAUCAGAACUUCAGUGCUUCUGAUCUCUUGUUCUUCUGAUGCUUCCAUAGACCCAUGUUCUGAUUCUGCUUCGACCAUCUUCUGAUGUCUUGCCAGACCAUGUUCUGAUGUUGCAUGCUGAACCCUUGAGACAAAGCUUCUGAGCGCUGAAUUAUGCGUACUCUUUAUAUAUUUCCUGAAAAGGAAAUUGCAUUGGAUUAGAGUACCAUAUUAUCUUAAGCAAAAUUCAUAUUAUUGUUAUCAUCAAAACUAAGAUAAUUGAUCAGAACAAAUCUUGUUCUAACAAUGGUUAGCUUCAGGAGCGUUCCAGGAAUGUGUGUGAGUCUUUAGAAUGUCUUGAAUCUCCCUCCAAUCCUCAAACCGAGUCUCAAAUUUUCUUGAGUUUCUUGAGCUUUUUCAGUGUUCUUUUGCUUCCAAUCCUUAUCAAAAUCUCGUCCCCAUGCUUUUGAUCACUGGUAUAUAUAUAAUAGACCAAUUAGGGCACCUAAACUUGAUUGAAUCCAUGUGAAUCAAAGAUUUGGAUUUUGAUUGAAACAUGAUUUUUAAACUUUCUAAUUUUGCCAAAUUUCAAUCUUUUUUCCCCAAUCACGCUUAGCACGAAUUUGUUAUGAAAUAAUGCAUAUCUUGGUGAUUGAUUAUGGUUGAAAAAUAAAUCAAAUCAAAUCUUCUCUAUUUUCCUUCCAAAUAUUUGAUUAAAUUGACUUUUUAAUGAAUAAAAAUUCAUAUAAAAUCAAAUAAUCAACAAUAAUUCGUGGCCAUUAGAUAUGGAGUCUUAGGUGAAGGAUAGAAAAACACUUAGAAAGGGGGGGUUUGAAUAAGUGUGACUUUAAAAACUUGACAGAUAAAAAUAAAUUGCACAGUUAUUUUUAUCCUGGUUCGUUGUUAACUAAACUACUCCAGUCCACCCCCGCAGAGAUGAUUUACCUCAACUGAGGAUUUAAUCCACUAAUCGCACGGAUUACAAUGGUUUUCCACUUAGUCAGCAACUAAGUCUUCCAGAGUCUUCUGAUCACACACUGAUCACUCCAGGAACAACUGCUUAGAUACCCUCUAAGACUUUUCUAGAGUAUACAGAUCCACACGAUCACUCUAGUUACAACCUGCUUAGAUAACCUCUAAGACUUCCUAGAGUAUUCUGAUCCACACGAUCACUCUAGUUACUUACAACUUAAUGUAAUCAAUUCUAAGAGUAUUACAAAUGCUUCUUAAAAAGCUAUAAUCACAAACUGUGAUAUUUCUCUUAAUGUUUAAGCUUAAUCUCACUAAUAUAUUACAACAGCAAUGUAGUGAGCUUUGAUGAAGAUGAAGAUUCUGAGCUUUGAGUAGAACAGAGAUUCAGCAAGUUAAUAGGCGUUGUUUUUGUUCAAAAUCGUUAAGAAUUAGUAACCUUGCUUCUCAUCAGAACUUCAUAUUUAUAGGCGUUGGAGAAGAUGACCGUUGAACGCAUUUAAUGCUUUGCGUGUUCCGUACAGCAUCGCAUUUAAUGUUAUACGCUUUUGUCAACUACCUCGAGCCUUGUUCACGCUGUGUCUACUGACGUAGCCUUUAGUAGCUUUUAACGUUCCUUUUGUCAGUCAGCGUAGCUUGCCACUUGUACUUCCUUCUGAUCUGAUGUUUGUGAAUACAACGUUUGAAUAUCAUCAGAGUCAAACAGCUUGGUGCAAAGCAUCUUCUGAUCUUCUGACCUUGAAGUGCUUCUGAGCGUGAUACCAUCAGAACUUCAGUGCUUCUGUUCUCUUGUUCUUCUGAUGCUUCCAUAGACCCAUGUUCUGAUUCUGCUUCGACCAUCUUCUGAUGUCUUGCCAGACCAUGUUCUGAUGUUGCAUGCUGAACCCUUUGAGACAAAGCUUCUGAGCGCUGAAUUAUGCGUACUCUUUAUAUAUUUCCUGAAAAGGAAAUUGCAUUGGAUUAGAGUACCAUAUUAUCUUAAGCAAAAUUCAUAUUAUUGUUAUCAUCAAAACUAAGAUAAUUGAUCAGAACAAAUCUUGUUCUAACAAUCUCCCCUUUUUGAUGAUGACAAAAACAUAUAUAAAUGAUAUGAAUUUGCGAUCAGAAAGAACAGAUGGCAAAAGACAAAUUACACAGCUAUAGCAUAAGCAUAUGAAUAUGUCUCCCCCUGAGAUUAACAAUCUCCCCCUGAGAUAAAUAAUCUCCCCCUGAAAUAAAUACUCGAAGAACUUUAAUAAAAGACUUCCCUGAUUAUUUCGGUAGAGACGAUCAUAUAAGCUUCUGUCUUCAGAGAAUUCAUAGCUUCUGACUUCUGCUUCCAUUGGACAGCUUCAGAACUAGAAUUUCUUUAGAUCCCUAGAACACUCACAGCUUCUGAUUCCUGCUUCCAUCUAGGACAGCUUCAGAACUUGAAUUUCUUUGAUCUUCUGAACAUUCACAGCUUCUGACUUCUGCUUCCAUCUAGGACAGCUUCAGAACUUGAAUUUCUUUGAUCUUCUGAACAUUCACAGCUUCUGAUUUCUGCUUCCAUUUAGGACAGCUUCAGAACUUGAGUUUUCUGGAUCUUUGGAACAUUCACAGCUUCUGAUUGCUUCCCUCGGAUAGCUUCAGAGCUUUGAAUUUCUACCAACACCACUUCAUGCUAGAUUUGUAUCAGAACAUUGUUGAAUGUACCAGAGCAUCAUCAGAGCAUCUCUACAUCCUGAAAUGUUACAAAACAAAAACUAAACGACAAAAGUCAGCAUGAACGAGUCAGAACAUAAAAUGUAUAUUUGAACACAUUCUAUGUAUCAGAGCCAUAUAGGCUGAAAUAAUGUAUCAGAGCAAAUAGAAUUUUGUCAGAUCAAAUAAACAAAUAUGGAUCAAAUUCUAUUAUCAGUGCUUCUGAUUUCUGAAGCUUGAUAGCACUCAGCUUGCUUCAGUUUCCAUGAGUUUAUUCUUUUCACAGAAUAACACUUCUUCUGGUUUUGCUUCUUGUGUUUGCUUUGAAGAUUCUCUUCACUUCAUUAUACCUGCAAAACACUUAAACCAUAUAGAACUUGCAGUUCUUGUUAGUAAAUGUGUGGGAGCUUUACCCAGCAACUGAUAGAUUAAUCAAAUCAUUUAUCAUUUAUCUUCUCCCCCUUUUUGUCAUAACAUCAAAAAGAAUAUUUCAAAAGAUUCAGAUGAAUAAAACGACAAAUAAAAUCACUGGAAUGUAAAAACAAAGAAACUUUUCAUUGAUAAUCAAAAGAUAUUACAAAAGGUUCUUAUGUUUAACAAGAUGAGAAACAUUCCUAGCAAAUACAUAAAAAGUCAUCCCAAGAGGAAAUGACUACAAAAAUUAAAAACAGCACCCUAGCAAGACACACUCUGUGUCAACCCAUCAAGAAUCCCUGUGGACUCUUGUCUUCCAGACUAGAACCUCCACUGUAGGAGAGAUCCAAGUGACCAAAGAGGAAGAGAGGGACAGUUCACAGACAGAGAGCUAAUGUUGCAAACGGGGCUUUCCCUUAACAUAGAAGUUAAGAAUAUCAUUCUUAACCUCUUCCCAUAACUCAAGAAAGUCUUCUAUCUUUGGGUGAAAGUUGAUAACAACAUCAAAGAAGAGGUCUGACUUGAGAGGUAUUAGGAGAGCCAUCCCGAGAUAUGCAGAGAUCUGUCGCCUUUGAGUCAUAGAUCUUCAACAGGCUUAGGAUGAACGCUAGGUUUGAGCUAGGAUAUUUAAAAGAAAGAAAAAACUUGUUUGAGCAAGAGACGAAAACGGAAGAGAGAGAGAAAAAAAAAACUUGAUGAGGAAUGCAAAGAGAUAGAGAAAGAGAACACAGAUAGAGUGUAAAAGAGAAAAUAUAGGAGGGAAAAGAAACGUUUGAAGAAUAUAAAAAGAAAAUAAAAUGAAACAAAUGAUGGAUAGCAUUUAAUGUUACGUGACGUGAGGAGAGAUAAUAAUGACAAAAGACGUGACUAGCACAGUUACCUAUGGUCGGCGUCCCUUCAACUGCACGCGCGCUUAUCCAUGAAUAGUAACGACAGGUUUACCAUCCCAAGAUAAAACGUUACAGCUGUUUUGCUUUAACAGUGGUUCUGAAUCAACUUAGACAAUGAAACGUUAGUAAUAACCGAAUCAUAAUUUCUAAACGAAUUCAAUCAGAACUUCUGAUUUAAAAAAAAAUCACAUUCAUUUCAGAAGAUACUCAUACGUAAGAACUUCUCAUCUUCUCAUUCUGGGCAUAAAUCCAUACUGAUGUUCUUCAGAAUGAACUUAAACCUAUCUUCAGCCAGGGGUUUUGUGAAGAUAUCAGCCCAUUGAUGGUCUGUAUCCACAAAGUUUAAAGAAAUAAUACCCUUCUGAACAUAGUCCCUUAUGAAAUGAUGUUUAAUCUCAAUAUGUUUAGCCUUUGAAUGAAGAAUAGGAUUCUUAGAUAAACAUAUAGCAGAAGUAUUAUCACAGAAUAUAGGAAUGUUACUCUCAUAUAUCUGAUAAUCUUCUAACUGACUCUUCAUCCAGAGCAUUUGUGUACUGCAACCAGCAGCAGCGACAUAUUCUGCUUCUGUUGUUGAUAGAGCAAUAGUUGCUUGCUUCUUGCUAUACCAGGAGAUCAAAUGACUUCCAAGAAAUUGGCAACUUCCUGAAGUACUCUUUCUUUCAAUUCUGUCUCCAGCAUAGUCAGCAUCGCAGAAUCCUACUAAGUUGUAUUCUUUAGAUUUUCUGUAAACUAAGCCAACAUUAGUAGUACCUUUCAGAUACCUUAGAAUUCUCUUAACAACAGUUAAAUGAGAUUCUCUAGGAUCUGAUUGGAAUCUAGCACACAAACAAACACUGAACAGAAUGUCAGGUCUAGAAGCAGUCAAAUAUAGAAGAGAUCCAAUCAUACCUCUGUAUAACUUCUGAUCUACCUUCUUACUUACCUCAUCCUUACCUAGGAUGCAUGUUGGAUGCAUAGGAGUUUUGGCUUCUUUGCAGUCUAGAAGAUUAAACUUCUUCAGAAGUUCCUUCACAUACUUGGUUUGGUGAACAUACGUUCCUUCUGAUGUUUGAUUUAUUUGUAUUCCAAGGAAAUACUUGAGUUCUCCCAUCAUGCUCAUUUCAAACUCAGCCUGCAUAGACUCAGCAAACUCCUUUCCAAGUGUAGCAUUAGAUGUUCCAAAAAUAAUAUCAUCUACAUAUAUUUGACAAAUUAAAAUAUCCCUUUUAAAGGUUUUACAAAAGAGAGUAGUGUCCACUUUUCCUCUAGUGAAGCCAUUAUCCAGAAGAAAAGAACUUAAGCGUUCAUACCAAGCUCUGGGAGCUUGUUUCAAUCCAUACAAUGAUUUCUUUAGUUUAAAAACAUGAUUAGGAGACAUAGAGUCUUCAAAACCAGGAGGUUGAUGGACAUAAACUUCUUCAUCUAUAUAACCAUUUAAGAAGGCACUCUUAACAUCCAUCUGAUAGAGAGUAAUGUUAUGUUGAGUGGCAAAUGAAAUUAAUAGACGAAUAGAUUCUAACCUGGCCACUGGUGCAAAGGUUUCUGUAUAGUCAAUCCCUUCUUGCUGACUAUAACCCUGAGCCACCAGUCUGGCUUUGUUUCUUACCACUUCACCUUUCUCACUUAGCUUGUUUCUGAAGACCCAUUUUGUACCGAUUAUAUUGAAUCCAUCUGGUCUAGGAACAAGAUCCCAAACAUCAUUCCUUGUAAACUGAUUCAGUUCUUCUUGCAUAGCAAUUAUCCAGUCUGGAUCUUCUAGAGCAUGAUCAACAGAAGUUGGCUCGAUCAAAGAUACAAGACCUAAUUGACAGUCUGCAUUGUUCUUAAGGAAUGCUCUUGUUCUGAUUGGAUCAUCCUUCUUUCCAAGAAUGACAUCUUCUGAAUGAUCAGAGAUGAGUCUGGAUGAUCUUCUUACAGGUGGUUCUUCAGAAAUGCUUAGAUCCUCCAGGGAAGCUGAUACUUGAUCUUCAGAUUCUUUGCUUCUGAGAAGCUCUGCUUCUGAUGCGUUGCUUCUUGGCUCAACUGCUUCUGAUAUAUCAAUAUCACAAUCUGCAAAAUUAUCAAACUGCUUUGGUUUUUCAGAACCAAGCUUAUCAUCAAACCUGAUAUUGAUUGAUUCUUCUACAAUCAAUGUUUCAGUAUUGUAUACUCUGUAGCCUUUUGAGCGUUCAGAAUAUCCAAGAAGGAAACAUUUUUGUGCUUUGGAAUCAAACUUACCAAGAUGAUCUUUAGUGUUCAGAAUAAAGCAAACACAUCCAAAAGGAUGGAAAUAAGAAAUGUUGGGCUUUUUAUUCUUCCACAAUUCAUAAGGAGUCUUAUUUAGAAUAGGUCUGAUAGAGAUUCUAUUCUGAAUAUAGCAUGCAGUGUUUAUUGCUUCUGCCCAGAAAUGCUUAGCCAUAUUGGUUUCAUUGAUCAUGGUUCUGGCCAUUUCUUGCAGAGUCCUAUUCUUUCGUUCUACAACUCCAUUUUGCUGUGGAGUUCUAGGACAAGAGAAAUCAUGGGCAAUACCAUUUUCUUUGAAGAAUUCUUCAAAGAAUCUGUUCUCAAAUUCACCACCAUGAUCACUUCUGACCUUUAUGAUUUUACACUCUUUUUCAGAUUGAAUCUGAAUGCAGAAAUCAAAGAACACUGAAUGAGACUCAUCCUUGUGUUUCAAGAAUUUUACCCACGUCCAGCGGCUAUAAUCAUCUACGAUGACUAAUCCAUAUUUCUUCCCUCUGACAGAUGCUGUUUUGACUGGGCCAAACAGAUCAAUGUGCAAGAGUUCUAAUGGCCUUGAGGUAGAAACAACAUUCUUGGACUUGAAUGCAGGUUUGGAGAACUUGCCCUUCUGACAUGCUUCACAAAGAGAAUCUGAUUUAAAUUUCAGAUUAGGGAGUCCUCUGACAAGAUCCAGUUUGUUAAUCUGAGAAAUUUUUCUCAAACUAGCAUGACCUAAUCUUCUGUGCCAGACCCACUGCUCUUCAGAAACAGACAUAAGACAAGUCACCUUCUGACUCAUAAGAUCUUGCAGAUCUGUCUUAUAAAUGUUGUUCUUCCUCUUGCCUGUAAAUAGGAUUGAGCCAUCCUUCUGAUUUACAGCCUUGCAAGACUCUUGAUUAAAGAUUAUAUCAUAACCAUUGUCACUUAAUUGACUGAUAGAUAAGAGGUUAUAUGUUAAUCCUUCUACAAGAAGUACAUUAGAGAUGGAGGGAGAGUUACCAGACUUUAUAGUUCCAGAGCCAAUUAUCUUGCCCUUCUGAUCUCCUCCAAACUUGACUUCUCCUCCAGACUUAAGCACCAGGUCUUGGAACAUAGACCUUUUUCCUGUCAUGUGUCGUGAGCAUCCAGAGUCCAGGUACCAUGACAUGUUGUGCUUUGUCCUUUUUGCAGUCAAGGAUAUCUGCAAUAGGAAUAAUCUUAUCCUUAGGUACCCACAUCUUUUUGGGUCCUUUCUUGUUAGAUUUUCUCAAGUUCUGAUUGAACUUGGGUUUAACAUUGUAAGCAAUAUGAGGAACAGCAUGAUAAUUCUUAAUGUGAGUUUCAUGAUAUUUCUUAGGUUGUGUCACAUGCUUUUUGGUGUGUGUUAUGUGAAAACUUUGAGCAUGUGAAGUGUGCCUAAUAUCAUGGGAGUGGCCGUACUUGAACUGAUCAUACAAUGGCUUGUAUGUGAAUUUCAUUUCAUCAACAGGUUCAAGUUUGUAUGGGGUUUCACCCUCAAAACCAAUGCCUACUCUUUUGUUUCCAGACACAGCAUAUAUCAUAGAAGCUAGCUGACUUCUGCCAAUACUUCUAGAUAAGAACUUCCUGAAACUUAAAUCAUAUUCUUUCAGAAUAUGGUUUAGACUGGGAGUGGAUUUUUCUGAAUCAGAAGGAGAUCCAACAUCAUUGGAUAAUUUUAAAAGUUUUUCUUUUAAUUCACAAUUUUCCAACUCAAGCUUCUUUGUUUCAAGUUCAAAUAGCUUUUUCAGCUUUUUGUAUUUGAGACUAAUCUGAGACUUGAGUUCCAGAAGUUCAGUUAGACCGGAAACUAACUCAUCUCUAGUAAGUUCAGAAAAUACCUCUUCAGAAUCUGAUUCUGAUGUAGAUUCUGAUCCGUCAUCUUCUGUCGCCAUCAGCGCACAGUUAGCCUGCUCAUCUUCAGAGUCUGAAUCAUCUUCUGACUCAUCCCAGGUUGCCAUAAGACCUUUCUUCUUAUGAAACUUCUUCUUGGGAUUUUCCUUCUGAAGUUUUGGACAUUCAUUCUUGAAGUGUCCAGGCUCAUUGCAUUCAUAGCACAUGACCUUCUUCUUGUCAAAUCUUCUGUCAUCAGAAGAUUCUCCACGUUCAAAUUUCUUUGAACUUCUGAAGCCUCUGAACUUCCUUUGCUUGGUCUUCCAGAGUUGAUUUAGCCUUCUGGAGAUCAAGGACAGUUCAUCUUCUUCUUCAGAUUCUGAUUCUUCAGGAUCUUCUUCUCUAGCCUGAAAAGUGUUAGUGCAUUUCUUGAUAUUGGAUUUUAAUGCAAUAGACUUACCUUUCUUUUGAGGCUCAUUUGCGUCCAUCUCUAUUUCAUGACUUCUCAAGGCACUGAUAAGCUCUUCCAGAGAAACUUCAUUCAGAUUCUUUGCAAUCUUGAAUGCAGUCACCAUAGGACCCCAUCUUCUGGGUAAGCUUCUGAUGAUCUUCUCUUACUCUCAAUCCAGCAGUAAGAGUUUGAAAUCUUGAAAACAUCUUUUCAAUGUCUUCAUCAUCCUCCAUCUUGAAGGCUUCAUACUUCUGAAUUAAAGCGAGAGCUUUAGUCUCCUUGACUUGAGCAUUUCCUUCAUGAGUCAUUUUCAAGGACUCAUAUAUGUCAUAGGCCGUUUCCCUGUUAGAUAUCUUCUCAUACUCAGCAUGAGAGAUAGCAUUCAGCAAAACAGUUCUGCAUUUAUGAUGAUUCCUGAAAAGCUUUUUCUGAUCAUCAUUCAUUUCUUGCCUUGUCAGCUUUACGCCACUGGCAUUUACUGGAUGUUUGUAACCAUCCAUCAGAAGAUCCCAUAGAUCACCAUCUAGACCAAGAAAGUAACUUUCCAGUUUAUCUUUCUAGUAUUCAAAGUUUUCACCAUCAAAUACCGGCGGUCUAGUAUAACCAUUGUUACCGUUGUGUUGCUCAGCAGAGCCAGAUGUAGAUGCAGGUGUAGACUUUGGAGUUUCAUCAGCCAUCUUUUACUGAAGCGUUUUUCUCUUCCUGAAUCUUUUCUAAACACGGUUAAGUGCUUGCACCUUAGAACCGGCGCUCUGAUGCCAAUUGAAGGAUAGAAAAACACUUAGAAAGGGGGGGUUUGAAUAAGUGUGACUUUAAAAACUUGACAGAUAAAAAUAAAUUGCACAGUUAUUUUUAUCCUGGUUCGUUGUUAACUAAACUACUCCAGUCCACCCCCGCAAAGAUGAUUUACCUCAACUGAGGAUUUAAUCCACUAAUCGCACGGAUUACAAUGGUUUUCCACUUAGUCAGCAACUAAGUCUUCCAGAGUCUUCUGAUCACACACUGAUCACUCCAGGAACAACUGCUUAGAUACCCUCUAAGACUUUUCUAGAGUAUACAGAUCCACACGAUCACUCUAGUUACAACCUGCUUAGAUAACCUCUAAGACUUCCUAGAGUAUUCUGAUCCACACGAUCACUCUAGUUACUUACAACUUAAUGUAAUCAAUUCUAAGAGUAUUACAAAUGCUUCUUAAAAAGCUAUAAUCACAAACUAUGAUAUUUCUCUUAAUGUUUAAGCUUAAUCUCACUAAUAUAUUACAACAGCAAUGUAGUGAGCUUUGAUGAAGAUGAAGAUUCUGAGCUUUGAGUAGAACAGAGAUUCAGCAAGUUAAUAGGCGUUGUUUUUGUUCAAAAUCGUUAAGAAUUAGUAACCUUGCUUCUCAUCAGAACUUCAUAUUUAUAGGCGUUGGAGAAGAUGACCGUUGAACGCAUUUAAUGCUUUGCGUGUUCCGUACAGCAUCGCAUUUAAUGUUAUACGCUUUUGUCAACUACCUCGAGCCUUGUUCACGCUGUGUCUACUGACGUAGCCUUUAGUAGCUUUUAACGUUCCUUUUGUCAGUCAGCGUAGCUUGCCACUUGUACUUCCUUCUGAUCUGAUGUUUGUGAAUACAACGUUUGAAUAUCCUCAGAGUCAAACAGCUUGGUGCAAAGCAUCUUCUGAUCUUCUAACCUUGAAGUGCUUCUGAGCGUGAUACCAUCAGAACUUCAGUGCUUCUGUUCUCUUGUUCUUCUGAUGCUUCCAUAGACCCAUGUUCUGAUUCUGCUUCGACCAUCUUCUGAUGUCUUGCCAGACCAUGUUCUGAUGUUGCAUGCUGAACCCUUUGAGACAAAGCUUCUGAGCGCUGAAUUAUGCGUACUCUUUAUAUAUUUCCUGAAAAGGAAAUUGCAUUGGAUUAGAGUACCAUAUUAUCUUAAGCAAAAUUCAUAUUAUUGUUAUCAUCAAAACUAAGAUAAUUGAUCAGAACAAAUCUUGUUCUAACAUUAGGUAGCUUGAGGAUCAAGUUUGGGCCAUAAGAAGUUGGGCCUCUUUGCAAAGAAAUCCAUUUUGAGGCCUUUUAUUUCACAUUUUUCCUCUUAAAAUCGACCAACUUUGACAAGGCACAUCUCCCUCAAUUUUUAAGAUAUGGAGGAGUUCUAGGACUUUUUGGAAACCUCAAGAUGUCCUCUACAAGCCACUUUAGAAGAUUUUUUCCAUUUGAAGAAUAUAUCUUGAUGACAUGGCUCCUGACAAAAAACUGCCUUUGGUUGACUUUCGAAAAGGACCCAUAAUCUUUUGAUCCAUAUCUCUCAAAUGAAGCAUUUUUAGACUUGGCUUGUGAGACACAAAAUUGUAGAGAAUCCAAUUUCAUUCAAAAUGAGCUUUGGAUGGAAAAUUUCUGAUGUUCCAUGUAGGAGUUAUGGCUGGUCAAAGUUCAGUUGACUUUCUCCUAUGAAAACCCUAAUUUAGAAACUUUUGGAAUUGUUGAUUUCUGAUCUUUCCUUGAUGAACCAUGAUCAAUCCUUGAUCAAAUGGUGAAUGGUACUUCAAAAUGAGGAUGUUGACAAAAAAUCAGGAGUCUUGACUAUACUUUGACCACAGUUGACUUUUAGGUCAAACUAGUCGACCGUUGACUUUCUGAGCAAUUGAGUGAUCAAUCCUUUGAAUUGAGGCCUGAAUUUUGUCAUGGAAGUAGUUUAGAAUGUCAUAGACCAUAUGAGAUGCCUUGGAGCUUUUGAUAGAUUGAUUUUCUUCAGAAUAAUGAAAACCCUAGUUUCUUGAAACUUUGUUUAGGAGGGAUGUCUUUGAGUUUUGAACUUCGAUAGGAGUUUGAUUUAAGAGAAAUAAGAUGGGAAAAUUUUGGGGUAUGACAGCUUCCCCUGUUCAAUUUUCUUAAACCUGAAGAUGUAGAGUGGUUUGUGUGCCAGUCGGUAUCUGAAGGUAGAAGAGGAUUGAACACUAGAAUACCCAAGAAUUUGCCUUAGCUGAAGUAGGGACUUUUGUCAGAGAUGGGCUUAAAGAUGCCAUCCAGACCUUGAGAGAAAGUUUAUUGGAGAUGGGCUUAAAGAUGCCACCCAGGUGUUUGGAAAAGAUGUAUGAUUGAGAUGGGCUUAAAAAUGCCAUCCAGCUUGAUAAACUUGAGAGUCAGAAUACGUCGUACGUUAGACCGUAUCUGAAGGAUAGACUUCUUUAGAACGAGUCGUACGUUAGAAUGGGUCUAGUUUGCAUCAGCAGAUGUCUGGAAAACUGUGCGUUAGGCUGAAGGAUGUGUCGUACGUCAGAUCAGAUCCAAUUUGCAUCCGUAGAUGUCUGGAAAAUCGUGCGUUAGGUUGAAGGAUGAGUCGUGCGUUAGACUAAAUCCAAUUUGCAUCCGUAGAUGUCUGGAAAACCGUGCGUUAGGUUAAAGGAUGAGUCGUGCGUUAGACUAAAUCCAAAUUGCAUCCGUAGAUGUCUGGAAAACCGUGCGUUAGAUUGAAGGAUGAGUCGUGCGUUAGACUAAAUCCAUAUUGCAUCUGUAGAUGUCUGGAAAACCGUGCGUUAGGUCAAAGGAUAAGUCGUGCGUUAGACUACCCAAUUUGCAUCCGUAGAUGUGUGGAAAACCGUGCGUUAGGUUGAAGGAGCUUAGUAUGUUGAGAAGUGUUUGUUGGAGAUUGAUCGUGUCAGCACCGUUCGUAGUAACUAAAUUAGACUUGGGAAGGAUGAUCGUGUCUACACCGUUCGUGAUGACAGAAUUAGAUCUUCGAAUGUUGAUCGUGUCAGUACCGUUCGUAAUACUUGAAUUAGAUAUUGGAAAGAUGAUCGUGUCUAUACCGUUCGUGAUGAUAGAAUUAGAUCCUUAAAGGUUGAUCGUGUCAGUACCGUUCGUAAUACCUGAAUUAGAUCUUGGAAAGAUGAUCAUGUCCACACCGUUCGUGAUGAUAAAAUUAGAUCCUUAAAGGUUGAUCGUGUCAGUACCGUUCGUAGCAACUGAAUUAGAUCCUGGAAAGAUGAUCGUGUCUACACCGUUCGUGAUGAUAGAAUUAGAUCUCUUGUCGUGUCAGCACCGUUCGUAGUAACUGAAUUAGACUGAGGAGGUAAUUGAUCGUGUCCACACUGUUCGUGAUGAUAGAAUUAGAUCUCUUGUCGUGUCAGCACCGUUCGUAGUAACUGAAUUAGACUGAGGAGGUAAUUGAUCGUGUCCACACCGUUCGCGAUGAUGGAAUUAGAUCUCUGAGAGUUGACCGUGUCAGUACCGUUCGUAGUAACUGAAUUAGAUCUUUGAGAAUGAUCGUGUCAUCACCGUUCGUGGUGAAUGAAUUAGAUCUUCGAGCGUUGACCGUGUCAGUACCGUUCGUAGUAGGUGAAUUAGAUCCUGGAAAAUUUGGAGAUUUCGUUCAUUUGUCUGUACCUGUAUUCUGCAAUAGGUGUAGCAAUUUAUAUAAUGUCAUGAUGUAUGUGUUAUGUAAUGAGUUCUUCGAAAUAAAUGAGAAACUUUGUAUGUUAUGCAUGAGUUUAUCAUGAGACACUAUGUGCGAAUGUAUGCGAUAUAUGAUCUUGAUUCGUAUCAUGUGAAGUAUCCUGGUCGGGACCUCGAUGUCUUUAUUUUGUUUUGAAGAUAUGCAGUUGGGGAUUUAUGACUUCUUCUUAGGGAUGAAUAGUAAUCUGAUGUACCCUGACCGGGGAUAAAAGAUAUUAGUAAACCAUGUUGGAGAAGAGUAAAGUGUUGGAGAACCGACAAUGUUUGAAGAUGUAAACUCUGUUGGGGAGAUAUGUCUUUGUUGGACGAGUAUGUUUGAAGGUAUCUUCUUAAUGAUUACUCUGUGGGGAUAUGAUCCCGUGUAACCGGCUUUGUGGGAAGGCAUGAAUGCUUUGAGUAUUGCCCCAAGUGAUUUAUAACUCUUGCCAUUCCUGGACUUAUAUUGAUUAGGACACCCUACUGAGUAUUGGUCAAGAUGUCAAACUGGACUUGCAUAGAUUUGCCUCUGUUAGUAGGAACUUUGAAAAGAUUCACCUCGCGAGGACUUUAUGAGAUGUGCAUUAUGGGCGACAUGCCCCUAGUAAUCAUAGGCUCAAGACAAUGUCCUAUGUUGGUUGAGAAGUAACUUCAAAUCUGCUUGGAUGCAUGCCUCUGAUUGUUUUGGCAUCCUUGAGAUAUUCUUGAAAUCUUGACUUGAUUGCCCGAGAUUGAUCGGGAAAUAGUUUGAAAUCCACUUGGGAUGUAUGCCUUUGACUUUUUGGCAUCUGAGAGAUUCUUCGAAUCUUGACUUGAUUUCCCCAGAUUGAUUGGGCAAAGCGUGCCAUGCCCCUUGUAGACGUAGGAGACAUUGCUUCUUGGAGUAAUCUUGUCUGUAGGGAUAACUUUCAGUCAUUAGUUGUACCCUGUGCAAGUUCUUUCUGAUGCUAACAUUUGAAAUUAUGUAGCAGAAUAUGUUUAAUAAUGAAUUCAUGAGAUGCAAUGCAUACGUCUGUCUUGAGUCUUUUUUGGAAAAACAUUAAAACAGAAGAUGUAAAAGCGUGAUAUUUAUAAAAACAUGAUUUUUGUAAAAACGUGAUGUUUGUAAAACGAAAUAUCAACUCAGCAUUUUUGGUAAACCUUAAGGACUCAGGAUACCCUUUUGGUGACAGUAUGCUCUCGAACUAACCAUACUUCAGUUAGGACUUUCAAGGGUUGUAACGUGGCUUGGUUCACGGUUUAAGAAACAAAGGAUAAUGGCUCAAAAAUUUAUUUAUACCCAUCCCCUUCUUCGUGAUGUUCUUCGAUCCUAUGCUCAGUUAACUUUGCGUUUCAGUUUUAGCAACGCUUGAAGUUGUAACAUUGACAUUUGAUGAUGGUCGAAGUAUCAGAGAUUUAAUUUGGACAGGCAGUCAUCCUUUGUUGUAAUACCUUCUUUUCGUCGAGGAUUUGUAGUGACCUCUUUUGAAAUGUUUUCUUUUGUCGAUGGUUUUUUAGCAACCUCCUUUUUGACUUUGUUAUCCCUAACUUUUGUCUGAACUGUUUAUUUUAAGAUUACAGUCAGCGGGAUGUUUCAAUUUUCGAUAAGUCUCCUUCAUAGGUUUUGACUUAAUAGCUUUUUUUCUUCCCUUUUUUAUGGAUAUUGACUGCCUGUCUUAAUGGUUACAAGAAUCCAUCACUAUUUGUAUAACCAACGGCUAGCAUAACUGAGUUAACUAAGUAACUACCCUGCCCCAGGUUAUGAUCAAGGGUUUUAAUUAGUACAAGAAAGAAACUUCUACUUCUUAGGCUCAAAGGGGUUGACAAGGGAUUAACAUCCUUAUAUCUCCAUUGUUUAGGAAUUGAAACAAUGCCUGUACAUCGUCAGCAUAGUCCGUUCAAAAGCAUACUGUAUGAAGUUGCGGUAUCAUUUUCGUCAUCCUCUCUCAAAAGGCUUACAGCUUAGCAGGAGUUGAAUAAACACAAAACAUAUGCAAAGUAAAUACACAAUUUAAAAUGAGUGAUAGCGAAAUAAUUUAUUCAAGACAAACAUAUGCAAUGUACUGAUGAUGAUUAUUAAAACAGAUAAUGUCUAUCAUGAGUCAAAUGUUUAAACAAACAGGAAAGAAAUUGCAAAUGAAAGUAAAACUAAUGAUCUGAAAGUUCAUCCUUCUAGACAUUUAAUCGAUCUUGUCGUGAUUAGGCAUAGGAGCAGUGAUCACUACAGGAGUUUUUGGAUGGUUGAAUUCAAUUUCACCAGCAUCGAUCAUGUCUUGAAUCUUGUUCUUCAAUGUCCAGCAGCUAUUUGUAUCAUGACUAGGACUAUCAGAGUGAUAUGCACACCUCACAUUAGGAUUAUAGCUACGGACAGAAGUACUAGGAUUCUUAGGGGGAUCCUUUAAAGUGAUCAACUUUGACUUCAACAGUUGUUGUAAUGCUUGAGCCAGUGACAUAUUGAUCUUUGUGAACUGACGCCUAGGUGCAUCUGGCUUGUGUCUUUGUUGUGGAACUGGUGUAGAGAUCAGAAUUUUCCCCACAGAUUGGUUGUGUUUCUUGCGACCUUUCCGAUUGUACACAGCAUUAGCCAUAUGAGGUUCCUUACGUGAGUUGAAGUCAAUGAUCUUGUCAUCAAUUAAAUCUUGGAUCUUAUGCUUCAAAGGUCCACAAUCCUCUGUAUUGUGACCAUGACUAUUCGAAUGAUAGGCACAUCUCGCAUGAUACUUGUACCCAGGAGUAGGGUUUGUAGGAAUUGAAUAUGGAGGUAAUAGAGUUAUCAAGUUCUGAUCGAGUAGUUGUUGGAGAACUUGAGACAACGACAUACGUAAUGGAGUAAAUGACCGCUUAGGCUUGGAUCUCUGAUUAUUUUGACCCCUUUGAUGCUUAUGUUGAUUCUUCUCCUUCUCGAUCAGAAGUGCCUUCAAUUCUUCUUGCCCCUUGGCCAGGUUAAGGAUCAAAGCUUGGAAUUCAGCAUUCUGAGCUUGGAGAUUUUUGACAGAUUGUUCAAGAUCCAUGAUGCUGAAAUAAACAGCGAGGGAGGAUGAGAGACCUAUUGUAAGAAACCUGUUAUGCGAUGUUAUGGAUGCAAAUGCAAUAUUUUCAAGGAUCUUUAGGAAUUUAGUUAGCAACAUUAGAAAAUGAUUUGGUCGCGUCUUUGUUUGAAGAAUUCUGAAUUUUGUCUUUGAACGUCCUUCUUCGAGAAUCAAGCUCACCAUAUCGAGUGGGUCAUCGCCUUUGAUUCGAGAUACCUCUGAAUUUGAAAUUAUAUGGCUAGAGGAAAAUAAAUCCUCUUGCCCCUUGUUAGGUGCUAAACCUUUGAAUCGGAAGGUAUGUGGCUAGAGGAAAAUAAAUCCUCUUGCCCCUCGAUUAGGAAAUCAGUCCUUGAUAGUAGUCCCUGAGAUUGUGCGCCCUAAAUCCCUAGGAUCCUUGAAAGGGUUAGUUAAAUCAUGUUAUGCUUAUGAUGUCAUGAUGUCAUGAUGUUAUGUGAAUGCAGUUCAUUAGACAUAGCGUGAGAUAGUAAGGGCAAACAAGUCCUUUUAACAAAACCUGCGAGGAAACAAAGGUUAGUAGCAAACACAAACAAGUCACACAAGUCACACACUUUCCUUAGGCUCGGCUUGCAUGGAGUUUAGAUCAUGUGAGAUACCCUUCCCCAAAGGUGUUUCUAAGGAUAAGGAUGAUAUCAACAACGGGUUCUAUGAGUUAUCCAGAAUUGUCAGCCCUUCUAAAGCACCCUCGGACAUGAUACAUUCGCAUCAUGCAAUGAUACUUUGAGAAAGGACCUAUCUGAAUUGUAGCAUCGGGUAGCGACUAGUUCUCAACAUUUGCCAAGAGUAGUCCCCCCACUACGUUCCUAAAGGCCAAGAUGGGUUAAAGGUGACUAAAGGUCCUUGAGCUCCGGCGCACCCACAGACACAUACAUAGACCUCCCUCAUUUGAGAAAGGUGUGCAUAUGACUAUGGAUUCCUAACUCAAGUGUGAACUUCAUAUUGACUCAUCUCCCACAUAUGCGAAAGAGGUCGCCAUGACUAUGCCACUCCUAAUCUUAAGUGUUCUUGAAUCCAGGAAUAGGAUUCGUCCUUCAUUUAAUUCCCAAAGCGCCCCCUGAAAAAUAAAACAUACAAAGCAAACAAUAGAAAACAUUUAAAGUGUUCCUAAACUUUUAAGGUAACCCCUCUUUUAUAAGAAAAUUCUCCCCAACAGAGUCGUCAGUUCUGUAAUACCGUGAACUGACUUUAUUUGAAAUGUACGGUAAGCAAGAGUCGCCACCGACUUUUAUUUUAUCCAAAUAUCAGAAAGGCUAAAAGAACAGGAAAAACCUUUUUAAAGAAAAACAGGGUUCAGGGGGUAAUUUAUGCAAAGGGAAGGUGUAAGUCACCCUUUGCAUCCAUGGUUAUCCAUGGGCUCUUAAUUCCUUUGCUCUUUUGAAAAUAAAUGUAGAAGAAGAGAAUACGAGCUUUAGCUCGUAAAUGAGCGUAGCCAUAUUGAAGGUUUAUGAAAAAAGUGUAGAAAAAGAUUUUAGCCAGAGCAAGGCAAUUAGGAGCAAUUACCUUAAUAUUUGUAGAAAAUUUCUUUUAGCCUUUCAGGGUGAAAGGGUCUAUCCAUACCAUAAGAGGGCAGGAAGUCUUUCGUUUGGAUGUUAACGGGUCAUCGAAUCUUCGUUCACCAUAAGACUUUCCCAUGCCAUAGAGGGGCAGGUAGUUUAAGGGAAAGAUCAGAAUAGCCUUCUUUGUUAGGCAACCGGAGGAUACCUCAGCACUUCGUAGGCAACUUCGAGGGACGAGAUCAUAAUUAGUGUAUCGAAGGCAGCAUCAGUAGGGACUUAUGAUCUUUGCAUUAGUCGAGGCAACAUGGCUGAGGUAACCUCGUAUUCGAGGGACAUGGCUAUUCUGCAAAACAAACACAAGGCAACAAGGCAACAGGCAACAGGAGGGGUUACCAAAAAAGUGUGCGUGGGUGCAACAAUCAUGUGAUUAAUUCAGAAAUUUAAUCUUAUAAUUAGUGAUGCUAAUUCAGUUUAAGGCUUGCACUCCAUAAGAUUACUAACCAUACAAUAAUAUAAUAGGCAGAUUAAGUGCCUUUAAGGCCAAGCAAUACAGCCUCAGAGCAAUUACAACUAAUAAUAUGGGGAAGGGAAGAAGAAACCAGUGGAUCUGACUCAAGUAAUAAUUAAAGCAGAAUUAAUAAACAAGGUUAAGAUUUAGGGUUACCGACUAUUGAGCUUUGGCGGUUGGCUAACCCUAAAAAAUUGGGAAAAGAGAAAAGAAAAUAAAAGGGGUGAGUGUAUGGACAAUUCAUUUGCCUAAUAACGUUAACCUUAAUUUAAUAAAAAAUGGCAAAAAGAAAUUAAAUAAAUAUGAAAAAGACUUAGCUUUGAUCUGAUAUGGUUGGUAGUCGGAGGUAGCCUCGAGGUUAACCCUGAAAAAUGGGCAAAAAUAAAUAAAAGAUGUGAGUGUAAAAGAGUCCAUUGACUUUCGAGGUUUUAGCCCUGAUAGCAAUUUUAUAAUGCAAAUAAGGAAUAAAUAAUAAAAUAAAAGAAAAUAGAGUCGGGACUUAGCUUCGUAAUAGGCGUGGCGCGUAGUCGGAUGAAAUCUUGUUGCUAACCCUGAAAUUGUACCAAGAAAAUUCUUCAGUGUAUGACUGAUCGAAUGAUGAACCCUGCUUUAGCUCAAAAGGCGAACAAAAUAUAAAAUGAUAUUAAACAAAUCCUCAAAGGUUCGUGGAACCGAAGGUUCGAUUGAAUAGAUAAACCAAAAUAACAUCUAACAAUUUUAGGGUUAAGCCGGAUAUUUCAAUGAUUUAAAUAUAUAAACAAAUAAAAUUUAAAAUUAAAGAAAUUAUAUUGAAAAAUCGAUUUUUGAUUAAAAUAAAUAAAUAGUGCAAAAUUUUUAAGAAGAAAAAGUAAUUUUACCAAAUAAGUGAAAAUAAAUAAGAAAAAAGAAAAAGGGAAUAACCAAAAUAUUAAAAAGAAAUAGAGAAAAGGAAACUUAGCUGCUGUGAUUGGGUGUGGCCGGCGGUUGGAGGUCCAUGAUAUGCCUUCAACUCUGGAUGCGUUGGAUCUCCCAGUGACAAAAUCUGAUGGCGGGAACGUGGGGUUCAUGGUAGUCAUUCGUGAGACAGCCGUAUUGAGUCGUGAAAGGAAAACCUUGUAAAAAUAAUAAUGGCACCGAGAGGGUUCGAACCCAUGACAUCCCGGUUGCCACGGAAAAGCAUUUCCAUCUGUACCAUCUGUGCCGUUUGUAAAACCAACACAAUCAUAAUAUGAUAAAUGAAAAAGAAACGACCUGAUGGAAAUACGCGCGCAGGCUGGGGGAAUUUCAAAAUGAGCCAAUGGGGCUUCACCAGAUCAUCGUCUUCUUCAUUCUUUGUAUGCCCAGAUUUAGCUACGACGUAGCUUCCAUUUUGCUGUGAUUCUUUCUCUAGCCAAAACCUGUCACAUUAGAACUCACGCUACAAGCACAAUCAAUCAUGAAUAAGAACCCAGAUCGAUAGAAAAUAACAAUACGAAUUCAAUGAACCUAUUGAUUGGGCAUGAAAUCGCUUCUAUACAGAACCCCCAUGUGUGAAGCAGUCGAACCCUAGCAAUGGCCUUGUAGAAUUCCUGCACUUAAACUUCAAUCGAAUAACACCGGAAGUUUGUAAACAUGAUUCUUAACACGAAUAUGCAUUCAAAUAUAAUUUAUGAUGAGUAUAAGAGCAUAAUCGAAUUAAAAAAAGGAAGGUAUAAACGGGACUUAUGGUAGCGCUAUGCAGGGUGCUUUAGGCUUCAACAAUGGUUGCAGUAGCUUCAGAGUAUUCCCAGGAGUACGUUUUGAUCUUCAAUUUGGCCUAAGAACGCCUGCAAAUUCCAAACCGAUUCGAAUUCUUCUUGAUUUUUUCAAGUCUUUUAGGGUUCUUUCAGGCUGCAAAAACGUGAACCCUUGCAUCUGGCCUUGCUCACUACUUAUAUUAGUGUAAAAUAGGUCAACAAAUUUGAGAUGAAUCUCUUUAAAUCUUUACUUGAGGUUUUUGAGAAAUUUGAUUUGUAAAACCUUCUAAAAUAGGCCAAUUUCAAUCCAAUCUCUUUCAAUUCUAUUUUGCACGAAAAUAUAUAGAUUAUGAGGUGUAAUUGUGAUUGGAUUUGAUUCAAAACCAAUUUCCUUGCAAAUCUUUUGAUUUUCCUUAAUUUUAUUGAUUUUUAAAUGAAUAAAAAUUCUUAUAAAAUUAAUAAAAUCAAAAAAAUUCGUGGCCAAUGGUUUAUGGGCUCCUAAUACCAUAAGGAAGGAGAUUGGAUCUUAAAAACAUGGGCCCAUUUGCAAAGAAUCUUAUUUUAAGGCCUUUUGCUUCACAUUCCUUCUUCCAAAAUUAGCCAACUUUGACAAGGCAUCUCUCCCUCAAUUUUUGAGGUAUGGAAAAGUUCUAGGACUUUUUAGAAACCUUAAGGGGUCCUCUAACCAAUGGUUUUGGUACCAUGUCAAAAUAAGUUUCCAUGCUCCUUGUGUGUUCUUUUGAAAAAAUGACUUCUGGUUGACUUUUGAAAAGGACCUAUAAUAUCUUGGUCCAUAUCUCUCAAAUGAAGCAUUUUUAGACCUGAUAUGUGAGAGACAAAUUUGUAGAGAAUUCAAUUUCCUUCAAAACAAGCUUUGGAUGGAAAAUUUCUGAUGUUCCAUGUAGGAGUUAUGGCUGGUCAAAGUUCAGUUGACUUUUCCCUUUGAAAACCCUAAUUUAGAAACUUUUGGAAUUGUUGAUUUCUGAUCUUUCCUUGAUGAACCAUGAUCAAUUCUUGAUCAAAUGGUGAAUGAUACUUCAAUAUGAGGAUGUUGACAAAAAAUCAGGAGUUUUGACUGUACUUUGACCACAGUUGACUUUUUAGGUCAACCCAGUCGACUGUUGACUUUCUAAGCAAUUGAGUGAUCAAUCUUUUGAAUCAGAGCUUGAAAAUUGGCAUGAAGGUCCUUUGAGGCAUAUGAGAGGUUAUGAGGUCCACUUGAAUUGUCAGAACUUGAUUUUUCUUGAAGAGAAGCAAAAACCCUAGUUGUGGGCUGUUUGUUUAGGAGAGUGUAUAUUGUGCUUACUUCUGGUAUAGCCUUGAGCAUGUGAAUCAGAGUAUAUUGAAAUAUCAUGGGCAAAUUUUGGGGUAUGACAUGUCAAACGGACGAUCAAGGGAUCAAAAAUUGGUUUUGCAAUGUUUUGAAUAAUACAGAGGCCUUUGUUGCAUCUUGGAAGUUGCAGAAUGUUCUGUAGGUGCAUCUACAGAACAAGUAAAUGUUAGGGUAGUUCUGUAGAUUCAGCUCCAGAAUAAAUCCAGAUGUUAUGAGUGUUGGAUGCUUCUUGAGUUGUAUCUAUGAAAGCAAGUUUUUUUU
Molecule: messenger RNA, 39404 nt
Organism: Vicia villosa (hairy vetch)
Lineage: Eukaryota; Viridiplantae; Streptophyta; Magnoliopsida; Fabales; Fabaceae
Product: preprotein translocase subunit SECE1
Exons: 2
Coding region: 37-525 (162 amino acids)
Biological process (GO): protein secretion
Cellular component (GO): chloroplast thylakoid membrane
Molecular function (GO): transmembrane protein transporter activity
Source: RefSeq, a predicted model, not a curated record